CCUCCUCUGCCUCCUGCUGUGCUGCGGUGCAGCCAGCAAGCCAGAGGUCUCCAUGCCAGCGGUGCUGGAAGUGGAGAUCGGGAGCACGGCCAGGCUGGAGUGCAGCUUCUCCGUCCCUGAAAACAGCUCCUACACCUCCAUCGAGUGGUUCUUUGUGAAUGCUGUGGGGUUGGGUGGCCAACCUGGGGCUGCCCCCGAGGUUCUGCAUCAGGCUCGUCCCCAAAUCAACCGCGGUCACUCCAGGCGGGUGAGGCUGUGCCUCAUCACCACCAGUGGGUUGCAGGUAGACGACACGGAGUACAAGGAGCGGCUGUCGGUGGGGGAGGACAAGGCCCUGUCCAUCAGCAGGGUGACAAGGCAAGACGACGCCAGGACCUUCAUCUGCCAGGUUGGGGCGGGCAGCCAGGGCGUGGGGGAGAACUACACCGAGCUCUACACCUACAAGAUCCCUACCGUCCCUGAGAUCACGCCCAACUCGGCCGGCAUCCCGGCUCACAGCAAUGACAUGCCAGAGAUUGCCAAGUGCACGAGCGAGAACAGCUUCCCAUCCCCCAACAUCACCUGGUACAAGAACGGGGAGCAGCUGCUGCCGGAGGAGGACAAGACAAAGGUCCUGACCACGGUGGUCCGCCAGUCGAAUGGGCUGUACACGGUGGUCAGCACCCUCUUCACCAAGGUGACACGGGAGGACCGCAGCUCCGUCUUCCACUGCACCGUGCACUACUGGCUGCAGGGACAGAUGCGCACGGUGGACUCUCCGCGGGUGAACAUCACCGUGUUCUACCCCACACAGCGCGUGGAGCUGCGCGUGGUGAGCGGCUCGGGGAUGGUGAAGGAAGGGGACGACGUGAAGUUGGUCUGUGAUGCCGAUGGGAACCCGGCACCCGUCUUCAGCUUCUUCAAGAGAGAGCCAGAGGACAACUGGCAGGAUGUGAGCUCGCUGGCGGACACCAACAACGGGGUGCUGAUGCUGCACGAGGUCAACAAGAGCAGCAGCGGUCUGUACAGGUGCCAGACGCUGGACUUGGACGAUAUGACGCUGCACGAGGGGGAUGCGGAGCUCGUGGUGAACUACAUCGAAGGGGUCCACGUGAAGGUGGAGCCGUCCUCACCCCUUCACGAAGGGGACACCGUGAGGCUGAGCUGCAACGCCCACAGCCCCGUGGCCCUGGAUUACCAAUGGAGGGAUGCGAAGGGCAAGAAGAUGGUGGAAGGGAAACAGCUCCUCCUGAGCAACCUCACCUUCGAGAACUCCGGCAACUUCAGCUGCAGGGUGCAGGCUCGCAGCGUGCCGGGGCUGGAGCAGAGCAAGCAGGUGGCCGUGGCCGUGCAGGGGAAGCCGCGCAUCGUGGACAUCAGCUCCCCGCUGUACGUGCGGCAGGACGAGGUGGUCAACCUGACCUGCAAGGCCAUCGCCUUCCCCCGGCCCUCCAUCCACUGGAGCAUCAACGGGACGACCCAUGAGUACAUGGAGAACCAGCGCGUCGCCAGCAACCUGACGGUGCGCGUGAGCCACGACCUGCUGCGGGCGGGAGCCAUGUGCCGGGUGUCCAACGCGCUGGGGAUCAGCGAGAAGCACAUCCAGCUGCUGGAUCAAAAGCCAUCAGAGAGCAAAGGCAUCAUCAUCGUGGCCAUCAUCGUCUGCAUCCUCGUGGUGGCCGUGCUGGGCUCCAUCAUCUACUUCCUGCACAAGAAAGGCAAGAUCUCAUGUGGCCGCAGCGGCAAACAGGACAUCACAAAGCCAGAGGCCCGUAAAGACAAGAAUGUAGUUGAAGUUAAGUCAGAUAAACUUUCCGAAGAGGCGGGGCUCCUGCAGGGUGCCAACGGCGAGAAGAGGUCGGCUGCUGACCAGAGCGAGAAAUACAUCGAUCUGAGAAACUAGAGAGGGCAAUCUCCUAAGUGCUUUCUUCCUUCGAACCUUUUCCUGCUCUUGGAUGGCCUUGUCCCACCCUGCCCCAGCACCUGGGGGGCACAGCCAGAGGCAGCGUCCCCCCCGGCAGCUCACAGCGGGCUGGCGGGUUGUCGGCUCGGCAGCAGACUUCGCUUACUGCUACAGAGAAGCCAGCAG
Numida meleagris (helmeted guineafowl) is the source of this 2068-nucleotide messenger RNA. It is a transcript of the gene MCAM, whose product is annotated as melanoma cell adhesion molecule. Gene Ontology annotation, biological process: angiogenesis. Lineage: Eukaryota; Metazoa; Chordata; Aves; Galliformes; Numididae. The record is from RefSeq and is a predicted model, not a curated record. Gene Ontology annotation, cellular component: plasma membrane.